GCGUAGGGCACUGGUGGUCGUUCAGGGUUUAAAUUUCAGGGGACUACCAUCUUUCGCCGAAAACAGUGCAUCCUCGUUGUGACUGUAUUGGCCGGAAAAAUAGCUUGCAUGCGUUAUGUCGAUGGUGCGUUAUUCUCGGGGGAAGAUGGUAGAAAUGGGCCCAGAAGAUGGGCUUGCAAUAUCGAAGAUGAUUUGUUAGAAAUGCUCGGUGCGUUCUGCUUGGGGGAAGAAAUGCAAUGUCUAUCUAGAUGUUUGAUGCUUCUUGGGGUUUUCUGUUUGAUACUGUUGAGGGGAUAUAGAGUGGAGACUAGGACUUCUCUACUGAUUUUAGACGUCAUUACAGCUACAUACAUCUAGGUCUGGCGGUAAUUGCAGUCCAAUACAUUUCAGAAGGUGUGUGCCUAUGCCCUGGGUGGCACUCACGCAGAACCUCUGUCUGCUAAGGCUCACUGCAAAGAUCUGGCGGCGGCGGAAGGCGACGCCAAUAUUUGUGGGCAGCAAUCCAACAGGCAUGUGGUGAGAGCCUCGUCUCCGGUUCCAGAUCUGUGGGACCAGAUCCCUUUGCGACAAGGUCUCUGUGGAACCAGAUCUCAAGCUACCACUGCCUGCAAGCUGAUUGUACCUAACCUCUCUUGGGCACAAUUCUAGAUCGCUGGACUGCCAUGGGGCGGAGCCUGCUAGCAGGCUUGGGUGGGCUGAUAGGGUGAACUGACUCAAAACCCCCUUGUAUAUAGGUAUGGCCGGCGGAAGGCAUCAAAAGUCAGUGGUGGGGGUAUGAGCGGAUCCCCAGUUUGAGGUCAAAUGGGUCAAACGGGCAGGGCGGCGAAAGGCAAUGGUGGGUGCUUAAGAACAGACCCAUUUCGAGCUGAGAUUUUGCCACAUCGAAAGGCAGUGGUGGGUGGGUAAGAACAGCUGCAGUUGAGCUGAAAUGGGCCAGAAAGGCAGGUCGGCGAAAUGUGGACGGUGGGUGUGGAAGGGUAUGAGCAUCUGGGGAAUACAAAUGGCUGCAAGUUUGCGAAAAGAACGUGAUGGGGGGGGUUAAGGACAGCGCCAGUUGAGCUGAAAUGGCCCAAAAAGGCAGACCGACGACGGUGUGGAAGGGUGAUGAUCAUCAGAGGAACGCUAAGGAGUUCGACAAUGGCAGCUUUCCAUUUUUAUUUCUGCGAGGUUGCUGUGGGAGUUUCCCUUGAAGCCGCAUAUUGUGGUGGGCAAACGAAUGGGACAGGACUCGAGCUGGAGGGUGGGCCUGCAGAUCUCUGCAAUGGAUUUGGAUAUGCAGCUCACUUACUGGCGGCAGCAAGACCAAAGUUUGCAUGUAUGAUAUCUGUGGGAUUGUAGUCAGAGGUUGCUCAUGGACCCGCGUACGGGUAGGUCUCGGGGCAAGUGGAUGAUCGUGAAGGAUCUGAAUGCAAACCAAAGCAGUGACCUCAGUCUGUCUAUUUUUGUACAUGCAAUCUGCAUGAUUGCGAAAGAGUUCCACUUCGAAACCACAUGUUACACGGAGAGAGAGAGAGAGAGAGAGAGAGAGAGAGAGAGAGAGAGAGGGAGAGACCACAUGUUACACACACAGACACACAGAGAGAGAGAGAGAGAGAGAGAGAGAGAGAGAGAGAGAGAGAGAGAGAGAGAGAGAGAGAGAGAAGAAAAAGAGAGAGAGAGAGAGACGGGGAAGUUAAUGUAGGACCGAAUGGUUCGGUGGUGGUCGUUGAGGAGUUUGCAACUUUGCAGUGAGGAUGGAUGGUCUGGAGGGCUAUGGAAUGGAGUGAGGUCGGCGUGUGCACGUCUGAUUGGUGGGGCCAAGGAGGAGUCGCCUCCAAGGAGGCAGACGUUAGUAGGUGUUCAUCGCAAUUUUGGUGCUCUCUAACAGGAGCCAUAAUGCUGUGGAGUUUUGAAUUGACUGCAGGGGAAUAUCAGCUAAUACAAGUAGCCAGCCGAAGGCAUGAGCGACUCGGCCCUCAACGCUUAGCUUUCGACCUCUGUGGCAGUGGUGAAUGUAUAGCAAUGUCUAUGACAUUGAGCCCUCAGAAUGUGCGCUGUUUGGGGGUACUGCAACUUGCACCGUUUCCUUGGGUCUGGCAGGCAGGUGUAGUGUACGGCGCUGGGCGCCUUUAGGGAGUAGACACAGCCAGGUCAACUGUGAGGUGGUGAGGGAGAUACUCGAGGGGGGUAUUCGGAGAGGAGAGACCUUGGACAGAGAGGAGGGGGGGAGAGGAGGAAGGUCGGGAGAGGGAAGCGACCAUAGCGGUUUUUUUGGUAGCCAUAGUCGUGUCUUGUACAUACCGUCUUGUAUAUCAAAUUGAUUGGCGGAUAUUAUCUUCGAGGUACAUCUCACCUGUGGUUUGAUGUGUGUGCAUCAUCUGGUCGGUGUGUGGAGUCAAAAGCAUCAUGUAUGGUUGGUCUCAAAGCACAUGCUUUGUGUAAUGUGUGGGAUAUAGGAGGGCAAUCAAUUGCCAGGUCGAAU
Molecule: messenger RNA, 2461 nt
Organism: Chara braunii
Lineage: Eukaryota; Viridiplantae; Streptophyta; Charophyceae; Charales; Characeae
Source: the annotation of a GenBank genome assembly